CGCUGGCACAGUGGAAAAGGUGUGCGACAAAAUGGUCCGCGUCUCCUCUCCUGAGAUCGGCUCCUUCUCCGUCGCGAGGACAAACGUGUCCGUGUCCAGCGCCACGUCAGCUCUCAAAGGCCUCACCCUGAACGGCAGCGCGCCCGCUCCGAGGGCGACGCCAGAGUCUUCACCGCGUGCCGUCCACCCGACGAGCAGCCCCGCUACGCCGUCCACGGGCGGCUCGCGGCUCGCCGGCCUGCGGCUGAGCAAGACGGUGCUCACCGAUCGCGAGGCGACGGAGACCUCCUUCCUGCUGGAGCUGCUCGGGGAGCGGGCUCGCGUGGUCGAGGUGCCGCUUCCGAACGGCCUCUCGCAGCCGCGCCUUCCGGACCGCACCUUUGUCGACAACGGGCGGACGUACCAGUUUGCAGCGUGCCGGGUCUUUGACGACGGUGCCACGCCCUGGGGAGGGAAGCGGCGCUGCAUGCGCUGCGUCUACUACGCCGCCUCCGGGCCCUGCUUCGGAGACCCGUCUGAGGAGCUGCUGCCGCCGCUCGACCUGCAGGCCGAGCUCGAGCGGUGGGCGGACUGGCGCGCGCUGCCGUCCGCGCGCAAGGCCGCCUCCCGCCUCGAGCUUCUCCAGUCGCCCGCUCGGCUCGAGCACGCGGUGCGGCAGCUGACGAGCGACCACUUUGAGCUCAUCGACGAGCCGCAGCCUUCGAGCGAGUCGGGCGGCUGCGGCUUCGUGCCGGAGGGUCUGCUCGCGGAGCUGCUCGGCGGCGGCCGGGCGGCGCAGCGCGCGACGGCGGUGCAGGUCCGCCUCUUUGCGCCCGCGCUGGGCGUCUUCAAGGGCAUCCUCGCCGCCAGGCGCGGCAUCUCGCGCAUCCAGCUGCCGCCCUCGAUGCGUAAGCUGCCCCCGUCCGCAGCCAACGCCGCCGACGGGCGCGCACUGCUCCUUGUCACGCGCGUGCACCCGUCGCGCACCAGCCUGCAGAUGGGCAAGCUGGCGCGCGGCGUCCCUCCGUGCGCCUCCUUCCGGCAGCGCCGCUUCUCGCCGAUGAUCGCCCGGCUACUCGAGGCGCGGGGCGUGCCGCCGCGCGUCAUCGAGGCGUACGCCGGCGGCAACAGGCGCGGACUGCGCGGACCCCACGGCGCGCGUGCGGGCGGAGACGACGCGGGCGAGGAGGAGGAGGAAGGAGGGGAAGAGGAGGCAUCCCCGGCGUCGGCUGCGACCGGCGAUGUCGAGCCUGUCUCCCACCCGGCCUUGCGCGCCGAGGCGUGGCUGGUUGGCGUCGCGAGCCCAGAGGCGGGCCUCCCCGCUGGCCACGUGGCGAUUCCCGGCCUCGACGCGCCGCGCGUGCCGCUGGUCCGCGGCGUCGGCCCCUGCGUCUUCGUCACGCGCUCGCCGUGCGUGCUUCCCACCGACGGCCGGGUCGUGCCCGUGGUGACGGCGCGGCCGGGCGGCAUGUCGGCGGAGGCGUGGGCGGCGCUGAGUGAGCGCUCGUUCGGCGAGGUUGUCUUCUCGAACGAGGGCCGCCAGGCGCUGCCCGAGGCCAUCUCGAGCGGCGACCUCGACGGCGAAGAUCGCCCGAGACUCUGCGACCUGUACUUUGUGAGCUGGGACGCGCGCCUCGUGGAGAGCAUCGCACCGGGCGGAGACGCGCCGCUCCCCGACGCGGCGCCGGCGGCGAAGGCGGAGCCGGCGCAACCCGAGGUGGCGGCGGAGGAGUCGUCUCUGCGCUUGGGCGACGACUGGCUGGCGCUGGCGCAGGAGCACAUGACGGACGCGGCCACGCUGCGCGAGGGGUGCGCCGUCGGCAAGCUGUACCGCGCGGGCGAGCGGAAGGCGAAGGAGUCGCCCCGCGGGCUCGACGAUCCGGACGCGAUCGCAUGCUUCGCCGCCUACCGGCAGGCCAUCGAUCACGGAAAGCAUGGCGCGGGCGUCGAGCUGCCAGAGCACUUGCGCAAGGAGCUGAAGCUCUGA
Messenger RNA from Emiliania huxleyi CCMP1516, 1966 nucleotides. RefSeq lists its product as hypothetical. The record is from RefSeq and is a predicted model, not a curated record. NCBI's taxonomy places the organism in Eukaryota, Haptophyta, Isochrysidales, Noelaerhabdaceae. Gene Ontology annotation, cellular component: nuclear RNA-directed RNA polymerase complex. The transcript has 4 exons. Gene Ontology annotation, molecular function: RNA-directed RNA polymerase activity. Bases 32 to 1966 code for a protein of 644 amino acids. Gene Ontology annotation, biological process: siRNA processing.